UUCAUCCUUUCAAUUUUCCCGCUCUUGAAUUCCCUCCUAGUAUCAAACUAUACCAUAAAAACACUUCACACACACCACACAUAGGUACAAUAUCCAACAUGGGAAACUGUUUGUUGGGUGCAAUGUCUGAUCCAGAAACAUUGAUCAAAAUCAUAACAUCUGAUGGUAACAUCAUGGAAUUCUAUCCCCCAAUUACACCAAGUUUCAUCACACAUGAGUUUCAAGGCCAUGCCUUAUUCCCAACCAAUGACCACUUUUCUAAACCACUUUGUCAGUUCGAUGAGUUGGUGGCAGGACAGUCAUACUAUUUACUACCGAAGACUGUCCUGCCACCUAAAACUUUGAGACCUAACAUGUCCGUGGGUGACAGUGUUAUUGUCCGGCAAGGACAUGUUAGGUCUAUAAGUGUUCCUACAACACCUCAUCCUACUCCAUAUAGAAUGUCAUUGGAUUACCAAUACUAUCAAGGUGUAGGGUUGCUUCAAAAGGCUUCAACAGAAUCCUUCUCUUGUAGGACUAAUAGAAGCAGUGUUAAUAACAAAAGCACUAUUAGUAAAAGAAGAAAGAGUGUUGGAGUUUGGAAAGUGAAGUUGGUGAUAACUCCUGAAAAGCUAUUGGAGAUUUUGUCACAGGAGUCUCAAACAAAAGAUUUGAUUGAGAGUGUGAGGAUUGUAGCAAAAUGCGGUGUUGCGGCUGCUGCUGCAUCUGGUGGUAGUUGUGGAAUUUCAUCUACAACAAGAAGCUUUGUUUCCGAUCAAUGGAGUCUUUCUAGUAGUGGUAGGAGUACUGCUCCUUCUAAGAUUGAUGCUUUAGUUCUAAACACUUGAAAAGCAUAUAUAUGUGUGUGAGAUUCUUUAGAAGAUUUUAUAGAAACAACUUAUUUCUGUAAGUUCUAUAAGAUAGCUUAUGAGUUAUGAAAAUAGUUUAUAAAUUAUAGGAAACAAUUUGACUUUAUCUUUGCUGAUUUUGCUUCUUUGCAAAAGUUUAGAUUCACUUGUGAUGUCAUAUUGUAUAAUUUUGUGUGUUUGUUGUUUAAUUUAUACAAGUGGCAGAAAGUUCAAUGUUCAUGUUGAUUGCUGAGCAUAUCUUUAGUAUCUUCACCUUGCAUGGAUCAGUGUCCUUUAUCAUCUUAAAAGACUUCCUUCUGAUGUUUUGACAGAAAAAGUUCCAAGGCAUGGUAUCUUAUCUUGAUGAGGUAUGGUAAAAAGAAGAGGUUUUAGGGGCCAAUAUUGUAAUAGUAAUUGUUAUUUUCGGUCAUAGAGGUUGUUUUAUUUCAGUCCAAUGUUGAUGACAACCAACCUCUAGAUCU
This is a messenger RNA of Vicia villosa (hairy vetch), 1309 nucleotides long. RefSeq lists its product as uncharacterized. The coding region runs from base 99 to 827 and encodes 242 amino acids. The transcript has a single exon. Lineage: Eukaryota; Viridiplantae; Streptophyta; Magnoliopsida; Fabales; Fabaceae. The record is from RefSeq and is a predicted model, not a curated record.